Molecule: messenger RNA, 2250 nt
Organism: Cryptococcus deneoformans JEC21
Lineage: Eukaryota; Fungi; Basidiomycota; Tremellomycetes; Tremellales; Cryptococcaceae
Exons: 8
Coding region: 18-2174 (718 amino acids)
Biological process (GO): intra-Golgi vesicle-mediated transport; Golgi organization; protein transport
Cellular component (GO): COG complex; membrane
Source: RefSeq, a predicted model, not a curated record
AAAUCCACCACUUCUUUAUGGAGGAGCCGUCGUCCCCCCGCAAACCGUCGCCGUCCUCCCCCCCGUCCUCCUCCUCCUCCCCCGCCGGCUCUCUCGACCUCCCGUCCCUCCAGCCGCUUUCCCACGACCACCCCCUCCUCACCGCGCCCACAUUCGACCCCGAUGCUUUCCUCCUCUCGCGCAUACACAUCCCUCUCGAAGAACUUCGUGGAGAACUACGAGAGUACCUCGGAGAAUUGAGAGAAGAGCUUGUGAAGCUCAUUAAUGAGGAUUAUGAAGAGUUUCUUUCGUUGGGAAUCGGGUUGAGAGGCGAGGAAGAGAGGUUGAAGAGGUUGGAGGGGCCGUUACAAGGCGUUAGAAAGGAGAUUGUCUCUGUAAGGGAUGUGCUGGCAGAACAUCAAGCCAAAUUGCAGGAAAAACUCGACGAACGGGCAGCUCUUAGAGAAGAAAAGGCACUGUUGGACCUUCUCCAGCGUCUGUUCGAUACGUUGGCUAAAGCGGAGGCUUUACUCGAUUUACCCCACACGGAUGAAUUAGAGACGUCAAAGCUUGUCACACGUGUGGCUGGAGAGUAUAGUCAGAUUGUUUAUCUGAUGAAUAAGGCUAGAACAGAGGAGUGUGCAAUCGUCAAUGUCGUAGAGGAGAGAAUAAAGAAUAUCAAGAGCCGGCUAUCGAAGGAUCUGUCAACUGUGCUUCUCAGCGAACUGGAGAACCUAAACGCCACCGGUCUGAAGCAAUGCUUAAAGACGUAUGAGCUCAUCGAGGGCUGGGAAGAGGCCGAGGAGGUGGUACGGAAAGUCUUUCGAGAGUAUUGCCGUAAUACCAUAUCGUCAUCAGCUCUCUCCCUCCCCACAUCUCCCACGGCACCUCAGACCCCUCACCAGCUACGAAACCCCUUAGACGUCCCUCGUCUUCCGGCCAGUUACAACACUCCCCUUGCCCUUUUGUUCAAUCGCGUUCUUGCUCAAGUUGCUUCCUAUCAACCAUUAUUGGAUGCAUCAAAAGAGGUAUCGGAGAAGUUUGACUUCUUCGCAAGAGUGUUCUGGCCAGAGAUUGGGGAUACUAUCAUUGAGAGGCUCGGCAGCGUGAUCUUUGCUGCUGGUCGGCCAGAUGACUUGCACAAGUACUACACCACUUCACAUAAAUUCCUUGAUCUUCUCGAAACGAUCGCUCCAUCGGCGCACAAUGUCCUUGCAAUGCGUUCCAGUCCUUCUUACACAGCAUUUGAACGCCGUUGGCAGUUACCCGUCUACUUUCAACUUCGCUGGAAAGAGAUUGUGUCUUCGCUUGAACAGUCGCUGGCCGGACAACCGAGCUAUACAUCUACCUCGGACCACAAGGGAAGUAAAUGGGUAUUGGUACAGUCAGGAGCGGUAUGGAAAGCAUUGGAAAGCUGUUGGAAGGAAGACGUGUAUAUCUCAGAGUUAGCUCCUAGAUUCUGGAGAUUGAGCUUGCAGAUAUCAUCACGGUAUGGCACUUACCUCAAAUCGACCGUCGACAGCUAUGUCAUAACCGAAGAAGACAAUAGCCAAGAAGACGCUGCUUUACGCUUCGCCUCGGCCGCUGUUGUAGACCUCGAAAAUUUGGCUGCAAAGGUCAAAGACCUCGAUGUAGUCAAGGAACUCAAUCUUGGUGAACACUUGACAUUACCGACUACGCAAUACACCUCCAAAAUCCUCAGCAUACUCACUCGCCGUUGCACAGAUCCCCUCAAACUCAUCCGAUCCAUCGCUUCCCAAUUCCGCUCAUCUCCAACUCCGUCUACACCCUCAUCGACUCGACAACCAAGUUACUUUGUCCCCUCCGUAUUCAAGCCACUCCAUUCCUUACUCUCUUCCCAACCCCAACUGAAAGAACGGUAUCAGCAAGAUUUCAGCAGACAAAUCGCAGAUGCGGUAUUUGUCAAUUACGCUAGCACGCUUGCGAGUGUGAAGAAGACGGAAGAUUUGUUGAGGAAACACCGCAAGUCGAAAAAGUCUGGGAUCACAUCGUUCUUCGGUGGGGGCGGACACGAUGGUGGAAGUGGGGAAAAGGAAGAAGAAAGGUUUACAAACCAAAUGAAGGUGGAUAUAGACGCGUUGAAAGAGGAUGCAAAAGGGCUGGGGGUUGACCCUGAAAGCAUGAACAGCUGGAAUGAGUUGUUAGCUGUCGUCAAUAAACCCGAUGAGGCGUAGAAGGGGUUUUAUUUUUAUUUAGAUUAGUUGCCAAAGAAGUGUAUCACAGUAUGCAUUUUGCCGCAACAGUGUAAUC